AUGUCUGAUCCUCAUAGCUUAAUUGCUACCUCCCGCUUUCACCAGCGCGUCACUCUCGACUCGAUAUGCGGAGAGUUAACCGUCUCUUUCGCCGACAUUGGGAGUCCCACAGGCCCCGCCCUGUUGUUUCUGCCAGGCAUGUUUGCAUCGCGGUAUCUGGGCAUCCCUCUGCACCCGCUCGCUGAACACGCCGGUGUGCGUCUGCUCGUCGUCGAUAGACCAGGAAUGGGCGCAUCGACAGAUGUUCCACCUGCGCAAAGAAUCGCCGCAUGGACCGACCUGGUGCCGCGGUUGCUAGCACAUCUCGGCAUUCCGCGCGUCAGCCUGGUCGCCCACAGUGCUGGCACAAUGUAUUUGCUUAAUACCUGGGCGAAAUGUCCAGAGUUGGUGAAUCCAGUCAUUACAUUUCUAGCUCCUUGGGUUGAUCUCGAGCACUCACGCGUUACGACGAUGCAAAUGGCACGGUAUGUGCCGACCAAAGCAUUCACACUAUGGCACCAUAUUCCGCGCUUCUUCGUCACGCAAGCUUCUCCCGUUUUAGCAACAAGCGGUGCUCUGUUCAAUCAACUGUCGUCAAGAAGUAGUAAUUCCACAGACGGUAGCGACCACUCACAUCCCAAUGCCGAAGACCAGGCCAUUGAACGCGAUGCCGGAAUUUCGCAGAAAGAUCUGGCCGAGCUCUUCCGCCUCGCCGUACCCUUAAUGUUCAAUGAGAACACGACGGGAGCGAAUAGCGAGGCUCUCCAAUGUCUUCGAAAGAGUGAUGGCCAGUACUGGGGUGCUUGUUCGGACUAUGCAGAAUGCGUUCAAACGAUAGCGGCCCGUGAAGCUUCGGCGGAGACUCGAGUUAGUGUUCGCGCCUAUUUUGCUGCCUCGGAUGCUAUGGUCGGUGAGCGAGGUAAGCUAUACUUUCAGCAGUGUUGGCAGGCACCCGGGUUAGAUGCGGUGGACUUUGUAUCGGAAACUAUUGAAAAAACGGAUCAUGAUACGGUAAUGCAGCUGGUGAAAGUAUGGGCAGAGAUAUUUGCGUCGGUGAGUGGAGUCGGCGGCAAUAAUGUAUAA
Molecule: messenger RNA, 1062 nt
Organism: Penicillium cosmopolitanum
Lineage: Eukaryota; Fungi; Ascomycota; Eurotiomycetes; Eurotiales; Aspergillaceae
Product: alpha/beta fold hydrolase
Exons: 2
Coding region: 1-1062 (353 amino acids)
Source: RefSeq, a predicted model, not a curated record